Messenger RNA from Colletes gigas, 782 nucleotides. RefSeq names its product protein seele (gene sel). The coding region runs from base 117 to 707 and encodes 196 amino acids. The transcript is spliced from 5 exons. The record is from RefSeq and is a predicted model, not a curated record. NCBI's taxonomy places the organism in Eukaryota, Metazoa, Arthropoda, Insecta, Hymenoptera, Colletidae. Gene Ontology annotation, cellular component: endoplasmic reticulum.
GUUUACGCGAUCCACGUAUAACAUAUAUGCACUCAACACGUGUCUACUGACAAGCAGUUUAGUUUAGAACGUUUGAUUAGAGCUCCGUUAAUUUGUAAUCAAAUAUUAUUUACAAUAUGAAAACCUUAAUUCUACUUUCCAUUCUAUUUCUAAGCACUUAUGUUCAAUCUGUCGAGAUCGAUAACAAAUUUUUAAAAUGUUUAGUUUGCAGAUCGACCGUGAACGAAAUCGAAGGAGAACUGGGAAAAAUUGAUCCCUCGAAGAAAAUUGAAAUAGGUAAUUACAGAUUAGAUGCAGAGGGGAAUAUUCAUCAAAAGAAGAUACCUCUUGCUCAAUCUGAAAUACACAUAUCCGAUGUAUUGGACAGUAUUUGUGACAAAAUGUCGGACUAUGUAAGAGCAACGUAUAAAUCAAAUGGUCAGUUGACGAUCCUAAAUCUGAUGGGUCCGUCUGGCGGUAUGAAUCCUGAAAUGUCCAAAGUCGAUAUCAUUCAGGACGGCGACAUGAAUAAAAGUUUAAAAUAUAAUUGCGAGGGAUUAGUAGAAGAGUAUGAAGAUUCUAUAAUUUCAUUGUUCAUGCGUAAGGAAAAUAAUAUCAGACAUCGGUUGUGUACGGGCAUUACAAGGUCGUGUAAUCCUGCAGAUUUUGCUCACGAAGACAAAGACGACGAUGAUGUUUAUAAUAAUAUUAUUUUUGACGAGUACUAAUAUAUUUUUGAUAUUAAAAAAAUAAAUGCAAUGUGUUAUUUAAAUAAUACUAUAUGUUUCAAAAUGGUACAAAGU